Molecule: messenger RNA, 1086 nt
Organism: Brassicogethes aeneus
Lineage: Eukaryota; Metazoa; Arthropoda; Insecta; Coleoptera; Nitidulidae
Source: the annotation of a GenBank genome assembly
AACAGAAGUAAACUUGGCAAUGAUGUGUAUAAAAUGACAGAAGUAACGCAUUUUUAAGCAGUUUUACCAAAACACUUGUCUUGUCAUUGUAAAAGUAGAAAAGCCAGCAAAAUGGCAGAAAAAUCCGAAGUUUCCGGUGGAAUCCUAACAAAUUUGGUGUCAGAGGUGGUUCAAAGUCCUAUGAACCUCGCCCUGGUCGUCCUGAUUGUAGUGCUUGUGUAUAAAAUUUUGAAAAACCGUCAAACAUCCAAUGCAGAAGCUGCACCCCAAGAAGUGCUGCCGCCGAAAAUGAAAAAGCAGGACUUUACGGUGGCGGAACUGAAGAAAUACGACGGAAAUCAGGAGGACGGAAGAGUAUUGGUAGCGGUAAAUGGGAAUGUGUACGACGUGACCAAAGGCAAAAAGUUUUACGGCCCAGGCGGUCCUUAUGCGGCUUUUGGUGGCAAAGAUGCUUCAAGAGGUCUGGCCACAUUCCAGGUUUCAGCAAAAGAAGAAGAGUAUGAUGACCUCAGCGACCUCAACAGCUUCGAAAUGGAAUCAGUAAGGGAAUGGGAAAUGCAGUUUAAAGAAAAGUACGAGCUGGUGGGUAAACUUCUGAAGCCCGGCGAAGCCCACAACAGCUAUUCCGAUGAAGAGGACGAGCCGACCAAUGCGGGCGACCAAAAAUCCAAAGACGAAUAGAACAUACAGUACGCAUCUCGAUAAAACAAACACAUCGCAGCCAGGCUCGCGUCGAGUACCUACUUUCUAAAAUCCCCGUCAACUUAUUUUACCACAACAAAAAUAUUCCUACACAGAGGUGCGCGCCUGGUUGCGUCCCAUAUAACACGAAAAAGUCUGAACUAGAAUUAUAUAUGUAUAUUUCAUAAAAAGAAAACACUUAAUUUUAUAUGGUAUUGUUGGCUUUUAUAGUUUUCGGUAGAAUGCAAGUUCUGGGAUACACUUUUAGCUUGGUUGUCAAAUUUAAUAUUUCCUGCGUUGCCAUGUUUAUUGUAUGGUUCAUCCAUCCAUUGAGUUUUUAAGUAACGUAAAAUAUAUGUUACGAAAAAUUAUCUUAAUUGUAUUCACGUUAUUGCUAUUGCUCGA